Sphenostylis stenocarpa is the source of this 567-nucleotide messenger RNA. The record is from the annotation of a GenBank genome assembly. NCBI's taxonomy places the organism in Eukaryota, Viridiplantae, Streptophyta, Magnoliopsida, Fabales, Fabaceae.
AUGGAAGACAAAAGAAAAACUGGGCUGGUGGUGCGCGAUGGUGAUUUGGGAGAGGUUACAGGGAGUAGGGAUGCUGGUGGUUCCGCGGUGCGCAACAGGGCGAGGGGCUUUUGGGGCUUGCUAGGGUGGAGGCACGGUGGCCGUGAGCUAAGGAUGAGUGGCGGUGAGAUGGGAAUGGGAUCCAGGGAAGGUGCGGUCAAGGCCCGUGGUGACCCGCGGUGGCUAGCAUUCGAGGUGGUGACUGUGGUUGGAGUUAGGGCGUGGUGGCGAAGCCGCGGCGACUCGAGGCGGCUGGUCGGGGGAUUUGAGAAGGGAGAUGGUAUGGGGUUAGUGGCGCGGCUAAGACCCGUGGUGGUUAGCCGCGCGGUGGAUGUGGCUGUGGGAUUGAGGGCUGUUGAUAGUGCGAUUAAGAUGGCAACGAAGGGGAAAGAGAAGGGAUCUUGGAGGAUGAAGGAGAGGCGUGGAGUUGGAUGCAGGGGAAGGGAGAUUGAGAGAGGAAGAGGUGGUCGUGGAGAGGGAGUGAGGGCUGUUGAUGGUGAGAGAGGAUGGGAGUGUGAGGGCCAAUGA